Messenger RNA from Babesia bovis T2Bo, 1986 nucleotides. RefSeq names its product succinate dehydrogenase family protein. NCBI's taxonomy places the organism in Eukaryota, Apicomplexa, Aconoidasida, Piroplasmida, Babesiidae. Bases 97 to 1971 code for a protein of 624 amino acids. Gene Ontology annotation, biological process: mitochondrial electron transport, succinate to ubiquinone; tricarboxylic acid cycle. The record is from RefSeq and is a predicted model, not a curated record. The transcript is spliced from 3 exons. Gene Ontology annotation, molecular function: succinate dehydrogenase (quinone) activity; electron transfer activity; flavin adenine dinucleotide binding.
ACCGUUUUUAAAUGAUUGAAUGAAAAUUACAGCCUAUCUGUUGAUAUUGAAUUUCAGACCAUCGUCACCGACGUUCUAUAUACAUUGUAGAGCGCAAUGUUCAGCAACUUGGGAAUUAUAAAUAAACUCAGCAAAUUUGGACGCAAGUUUUCUUCCGAAGCUGUAAGUCGCAACAUCUCAGGUCACACGGUUGUUGAGCAUACUUACGAUGCGGUUAUAGUCGGAGCGGGUGGAGCUGGGCUGCGGGCUGCGCUUGAGCUCAGUUCUACUGGGUACAAGACAGCAUGUGUAUCGAAGCUAUUUCCAACCAGGAGUCAUACAGUGGCCGCUCAGGGCGGUAUUAACGCAGCCCUUGGUAACAUGACCGAAGAUGACUGGAGGUGGCAUGCUUACGAUACAGUCAAGGGAUCUGAUUGGCUAGGAGACCAAGACGCAAUACACUAUAUGUGCAAAGAAGCUCCACAGGCAGUCAUCGAACUUGAAAACUAUGGUCUACCGUUCAGCCGAACAGAGGAAGGUAAAAUAUAUCAACGUGCAUUCGGAGGGCAAUCGCUGAAGUUUGGUAAGGGAGGUCAAGCUUAUCGUUGCGCCGCCGCUGCUGACAGGACUGGACAUGCUAUGUUGCAUACAUUAUAUGGCCAGUCACUUGCCAAAAAAUGCCAGUUCUUUAUUGAAUACUUUUUGCUAGAUUUGCUGCACGAUAACGGACAGGUAGUAGGAUGCAUUUGUAUGCGCAUGUCCAACGGAGAAAUACAUGUGUUUAAAACUAACCACGUUAUUCUGGCAACAGGUGGUUAUGGAAGGUGCUAUUUUAGUUGUACCUCAGCACAUAUGUGUACCGGAGAUGGUAAUGCCGCUGUGUCACGUGCUGGCUUCCCACUACAGGACAUGGAGUUCGUUCAGUUUCACCCAACGGGUAUAUAUCCCGCUGGGUGCUUGAUUACUGAGGGUUGUCGCGGUGAAGGUGGUAUUCUACGUAAUGUUGAGGGUGAGCCUUUUAUGAGUCGAUAUGCCCCUGUGGCCAAGGACCUUGCCUCUCGUGAUGUUGUAUCCAGGGCUAUGACAUGCGAAAUUCUUGAAGGAAGAGGCUGUGGACCAAACAAAGACCACAUUUACUUAGAUCUGACACACCUGAGUGAUGAGGUAUUCCGUGAGAAGCUGCCUGGAAUCACUGAAACAGCGAAAAUCUUUGCAGGUGUUGAUGCAAGGAAACAAUAUAUCCCAGUGCUACCAACUGUACAUUACAACAUGGGUGGCAUUCCUACCAACUGGAGAGCUGAAGCUAUAAAUAGGGAUAACUCAAAGAUCCCUGGGUUGUACGCAGCCGGGGAAACGGCAUGUGCUUCUGUACACGGAGCUAAUAGACUAGGUGCUAACAGCCUCUUGGAUAUUGUAGUCUUUGGUAAAAGGGCUGCUUUAUCGGUAAUGGAGAGUUCCAAGCCUGGAGAUGCUACAAAAGCAAGUGAGAAAGCUAUCCAAAACGCAGUCGACGCAACUAUUGACAAGAUAACCAAGAUAUUGGCAACUGCAUCCAAGGACGGCAUUCCCACUUCUGAAAUCCGUUUGGAAAUGCAAAAGGCAAUGCAAGAUAAUGUCGCCGUAUUCAGAGAUGGAGAACGACUGCAAAAGGGUGUCAAGAUGAUACGUGAUUGUGUCGACAAAUUCAAGGAUGUUAAGAUUAAUGACACUUCACCUGCGUUCAACACAGACUUGUAUGAAACCCUGGAACUGGAAAAUCUACUAAUCCAGGCUAUGCAAACUGUAGCAUCUGCUGAAGCACGCAAAGAAUCUAGAGGAGCUCACUCACGAGAAGAUUACCCGAAGAGGGACGAUGAGAAUUGGAGGAAGCACACGUUGUCAUAUUUUGAUUCAAACGAUCUCAAGGACGUUAAACUUGCAUAUCGUGCAGUAAUCGACGCUACACUCGGUGACGACAUGGAAACUAUACCACCAUUCGAAAGGACGUACUGAUGCAUGAAACCGGUC